AUACAGGAGAAUUUCGAUUCAGGAAAUUUGGUACGACACUUCCGGAACAAACAUAAAACGGCAGCGGAAAUUAAAGGGCUCUUUCCCGAUGGAAAUCAAGAAAAAAGGUCACGAGUAAUCACUAAGCGCCUUGUUUCCGUCGACAAGCGAACGUAUGUCGAAGGAACCAUAAAGCUUGUCACGCAACACAACCUGCCUUUGAACUGCUUUCAAUGGGAGGGUCUGAAAAUGUUGCUUGAUCCUAUAGCAGAUGCUGUGAACAUAAAAGUAUCCAGAUCAAACAUCAAGGUUUGGAUUUCUGCAGCAGCUAACAAACUAAAAUCAAUAAUGGCAGUCGAAAUGAAACACAAGCUGGUAUCUAUCAAAUUGGAUUCUGCAUCACGGCAUGGUCGUCACGUUCUCGGAAUCAACGCACAGUACGAACUCAACGGAAAAUUGGUGAUUCGAACCUUGGGAAUGAUUGAAGUAGACCAGAGACAAACUGCUGUGUUUUUGCGUGAUAAAGUAUUGGAAACAUUGCGUGUCUAUGAUUUGAAGUUGGAUCAAAUCUUUAGCAUUACGGUGGACAACGGCAGCAACAUGGUUGCUGCCGUAAAAAAAAUUAAAUCUUUGCUGAAUGAGUCCAUUGCAGUAUCGACUUUAUUGUUCGAAGAUGAUGAGAACAUACCACAGGAAAGAGACCUCAUUGAAGAGCUUGAGCUAGAGUGGGAUGCACGGAUAUCCCUUGUUCGGUGCGCGGUUCAUUCCCUCCAACUUGCGAUUGCGGAUGUUUUUGAUAAAGCUGAUCCGAAUCUUAAAUGCAUCACGGAAGUAGUACGUCAUCUACGUCAAAUUAAAUAUAAAUCAUUCGUCGAGGUUCAACAACUUGCCCUCCCUCCGCUCUGGUCACCAACACGUUGGGGCGGUAAAUACAAAAUGUUGUCUAGCAUUUUAAAGCAAGAAGCGAAAUUUGUUGAACUGGGAACUCAGUAUUCUGAAAUGUGUAAAUUAAGACAAUUUAAUCGUUCCAAUAAAUAA
Messenger RNA from Toxorhynchites rutilus septentrionalis, 1017 nucleotides. RefSeq lists its product as uncharacterized. Lineage: Eukaryota; Metazoa; Arthropoda; Insecta; Diptera; Culicidae. The record is from RefSeq and is a predicted model, not a curated record. The coding region runs from base 229 to 1017 and encodes 262 amino acids. The transcript is spliced from 2 exons.